AAUUAUAGUUCACUUACCGAAUAUGUAGAACAUCUCUACCAAAAAAAGUUAUCUAAAAGUUAAUUUUUGGUACUGCGAUCAAGUGACGUCUCUUAAAAAUAAUCCCAAAUCGUAUUGUAGUUUAACAUUUUGAGUUCUUGAGAAGCGCGAUUGGCGUCUUGUUUAUUUUGCGGUGUGAUAAAGAGCUUUAUCUGCAGGUAAGCUUUCUGACACAUUUUCCGCAGGGCGACUUAAUUAAUUAGAUUUAGCUACCUCAGAUGAACUAAUCAUGAAUAACUGCCUGAACUUCCUACUUGUCUUGCUCUCAUUUUCCAGAGUUAAUUGUAUUGAAUUAUCAACUGAUAAGAGUAAUUUACCUAUGGAUAACUCAUCAUUGAAAGAGAAAAAGUACGGUGUAAGAACCACACCGACUCCGACAGAUUUUAAAAAUAUAGACCCUAGUGUAAGUCUGUGGGGACCUGUCAUAGCCAUUAUUAUUGUCACCAUGUUAAUCGUCUUUUUAUUGAUGAUAUUUAAACAAUGCUCGGGUCAACAGUCUGGAGAGGGAGCCGCUGUUCAAUUAAAUAUAAACGUGGAAUGUAGGAGCGAGAGGGGUAGAGCCGCCCAACUUGUACCUGGACAACCAACAACACCUCCACCAUCUUACACUGCUGUUGAACGGGAAGUAUCAUUUAUAUCUGACAUCAGUCAGACUGAGAGUAUGAUAGAUGAACCACCCGAGUAUGAAACAAUUUUAAGUGGAGGAAAACCAACGCGAGUAUUGCGCAAGUCGCUACUACGAUCUAGUUCUGAUGCGACAACAUCUAAACCCCGCUCUGCAGUAACUGUGCGAAGGACCGAGUCUGAAUGUAUACCACUAAGAAAGAAGCCAGCCGAAGAAGAGGAUGAGUAUAGAAUGGCCACGCGAUUGAGAGACCAAAGCAUACAGGAAGAAACUGACCCUGAAUAUGAAAAUCUGCCGCCAAUGAAAGUUGUCCCUAAACGACCUAGUAAAGAUACCUAAGGACUACUACUAAACCGUUUUGCUCAUAUUUUAAAUAUUGCGCUUGUUAUGAUUCCUAUUGUUGAAUUCCAUCUUUUAGAUUUAGUCUCAAACUUUUCGUCAAACGUUGUAUUGGUUUAAGGGAAUACGCAUAACAAAGCACGUUGGCGAAAAUGUCCUUACUUUCCUGGGAGAAUGAUACCAUCGUA
Dimorphilus gyrociliatus is the source of this 1191-nucleotide messenger RNA. The record is from the annotation of a GenBank genome assembly. NCBI's taxonomy places the organism in Eukaryota, Metazoa, Annelida, Polychaeta, Dinophilidae.